This is a messenger RNA of Rotaria sp. Silwood1, 1218 nucleotides long. Lineage: Eukaryota; Metazoa; Rotifera; Eurotatoria; Philodinida; Philodinidae. The record is from the annotation of a GenBank genome assembly.
AUGAUACUGAUAACUGGAAAUGAUUCUCGACCACAAUCUUUAGUAAUUAGCGAUUUUAAUAAAGAUGGUCUAAUGGAUAUUGGGGUCGUUAAUUCACGUACCUACAAUAUUGGUAUUUUUCUUGGAUAUGGAGAUAUCUCUUUUGCCAAUCAAGUGACAUAUUCAACUGGCCUGCAUUCAUCUCCAUGCUCUAUGGCUGUCGGUGAUUUCAACAAUGAUACUCGAGUGGAUAUCGUCUUUGCUAGUUGUGAGUCUGACAGUAUUGGUAUUAUUCUUGGACGUGGGAAUGGCUCUUUUGGAAAUCUGAUAAUCUAUUCAACAAACUUCAAUUCGUCUCGAUACUCUUUAGCUGUUGAAGACAUUAACAAUGAUACUAUACUAGAUAUUGUCGUCGCGAUUCAUGAUACCAAUUAUCUAGGUGUACUUCUUGGGCAAGGCAACGGCACAUUUGCAAGUAUCAUCUUAUUUCCAUUGGAGUAUGGAUCCCAUCCAUUCUCUAUUGUCAUUGGCGAUUUCAACAAUGACAGAAAACUAGAUUUUGCCGUCGCUAAUAAUGUUACUGACAGUUUAAAUAUUUUCUUGCAGACUUGUUAGUUUUUCUAUCUCGUACUUUAUAUUUUUCUAUCAUUGACUUAUUUUGUAUGCUUUCAUAUCGAGUAGAACCAUAGUUUAAAUAUUCAAAUGAUUUUUUGAUGGCAAAAGAUGAGUGGGAAAAGGGUGUGGGUGUGCAUGGGGAUGUCUGUGUGGAUGUGGGCACUGGGUUGAGAAUAAUACACCCGCACCCAAAUCAUGUCGAUCAACUCUCUUUCCCCUACGAUACCUAUUCGUUCAACGAGAUCAUUCAGUGUAUGUGUCUACACUGUAGAAAUCAUCGUGUGACGAAGUGGGUGGAACGUGCAAACAAGGCAUUGUCGUGGCUGGUGGUCAAGAAGAAGGAAAUGAAUGGUGGGUGUGGGUGUGGGUGUGGGUGUGAGUGUGGUUAUGAGUGUGGGUGUGGGUGUGGGUGUGGGUGUUCUCCAAUCGCACCCAAACCCACCCCCUACACCCACACCAACACCCGCACCCACACCCACACCCGCACCCACACCCACCCACACCCACACCCACACCCACACCCACACACCCACACCCACAACCCACAUCUUGCCUCUGUAUGAAUGAUUUUCACUUUUUUUUUUUUACAAUUAGACAUUAAAUGGUGUUGAUCUAAGUAAAGUU